AUGGCAAGUACAAAUGACGAUGAAUAUGUUGGUGGUGAACGCAAUCGUUCAAGUUUUUUCUAUCGUUCGUUAUCACCAUGUUCGUUUGAGCGAUUACGCACGGAAAAUAGUGAUUAUUUUUAUAAACCAAAACGUGGUCCGUCUACAAUGAAAUCAAAUAUAACUAUAACGCGACCAAUAAAAACAUUUGAGUCUGUCACAAAACUUGUUGAACUUCUAACAAAAAAGCCUACUAAUGGACAAAAUCAAAAUGGAGAAAAUAUUGAAUCAUCAUCAUCACUGUCAAAAACACUUCAUGAACAAAAAUCAUCGUCGUCACAUUAUUCAAGUCUUUUAUCGAUGGACGAUGGAGAUGCAUCGUCAAGUAGUUCGUCAACUUUUUCAUCACGAUCCAACUCGUCUAUAUCAACGAUACCGGAACAUGAAUCUCAAGUUGUUGUUAUUGAAGAAGAAAUAUCUGAAUUAUUAAUUCCUACAACUGUACCAUCGCAAAACGAAGAAUCAAAUCUAACGUUAGAUGAUCAAAAGGAUAAUUAUUCAUCACCAUCCUAUGAUGUACCUGCCAUUGGAAUUGAUAUAACAAUGACGGGCGUAGCUCUUGUGUUAAUAGAACUCUAUCCUCAAAAUGUCGAUUAUUCUACAGUAAUUUUCCAACGUUAUCUGAUUUCAUUAAUUCUUAAUAAUGAAAAUAAAAAUUGGUCUAUAUCAAAUGUUAAACUACAAACAAUAAUUGAACAAGAAGCAAACCUUCGUUUAUUUACAUUGACACAUGAUGAAUUUGAUCAUGUUCUUGUGCAUUUACAAUCAUUUAUAACUUAUAAUUCUUCAAUGCCAUCUCCAUUCGUACUUAAUAUUGCCUUAACAGGUGAACAAAAAUAUGACUACGAAUUAAAAAUAUCUUCGCGUUUAAAUAAAAUAAAUUUAAAUUUUGAUAUUAUUCAAUAUCGUGCUGAAUCAUAUAUGAUUGGUUUAGAUUUUUUCCUUGGCAACAAUCAAAUGAUUAAUAUUGAUAAUCAAGAUGAAUUAAUUGAUACGUUAGAUAAUAAAAUUAUGACAGAUGAAUAUCAACUCUAUCCCUAUAUACUUCUUCAUGCUGAAGCGGCAAGUACAUUUUUUUAUAUUGUUCAUUCACCAAGUAACUAUUCCGUAUUAACAUCGAAUAAUUUAUGUUAUAAAACUUAUUCGAAUUUAAUGAAAUUUUUACAACCUGGAUAUGACCCGACCAAUGAUGAACUCAUGAAUUCUUCUUCGACCAUUCGACGUCCAUCGCCUGUUUCGUAUGAUUUUACACGUUUAAAUUUAUGUAAAAAUUGUCAUCGUUCAUCAACAAAUUUUUCAUUUCAAGUACCACUAACGAGUUUUACUCGUAUACCACAACGACAUUUACCUUCUGAUUAUACUCAUUCGUCAACAUCACAUUAUAUCUAUCGCGGUUGGAUGAAUAGACGAACAUCAUCGUAUGACGCGAAUUUAAUUACCUAUGAUGUACAUACGCAAACCGAUGAUAGUUUUCUUGAACUGUCAUCAUUGCAAACAUGUUUAGCUAUGCAUCGUUCGUUAUUAUCAAUGUUUACAAUGAACAUGGCAUUAAUUAUUAAACUUUUACUUAAACUCUAUCCAUCAGUCAAUUAUUGUAUGUUGACAGGAGAAUUUUUUCAAUUAGAAAAGCAAGCUAGACAAGAUUUAACAGCAUUUCUACAAUCGAUUGUAGGACAAAAUACACCGCGAAUAUGUCAACUCAAACGAGAACCACUGAUAGCUGCACUUGGUUGUGCACUACCUCGAGUAUAUUUUGAUGUUCUUGAUGAAGAAGGAAUUGUCGGAAGUGAUUGUAUUAGUUAA
Rotaria socialis is the source of this 1842-nucleotide messenger RNA. The record is from the annotation of a GenBank genome assembly. NCBI's taxonomy places the organism in Eukaryota, Metazoa, Rotifera, Eurotatoria, Philodinida, Philodinidae.